Molecule: messenger RNA, 4360 nt
Organism: Manduca sexta (tobacco hornworm)
Lineage: Eukaryota; Metazoa; Arthropoda; Insecta; Lepidoptera; Sphingidae
Product: metabotropic glutamate receptor 2
Exons: 16
Coding region: 61-3087 (1008 amino acids)
Biological process (GO): G protein-coupled receptor signaling pathway
Cellular component (GO): membrane
Molecular function (GO): adenylate cyclase inhibiting G protein-coupled glutamate receptor activity
Source: RefSeq, a predicted model, not a curated record
CCACAUACCCCACAACAUGGAACAAACAUUCCAACUCAAUGGCAUGAAAGAGCAAGUAACAUGCAUCCCGGAUGCUGUUGGUUAGCGGUACCGAUCCUCAUCAUCACUCUUCAUCCAUCAGAGAUGAGGCACUUCGGAGACACGCACUACGCACCAGUUGAGGAGUCUGCCUUCUACAAACGCAGCUUAGCCAGGCAUCAUCACCGACAUAAACACAAACAUGAAGAAUUGGAUCCAACAUUCUUCGCCGAUCGGCCAAUAUACGUCAACUUGAAAGACGGGAUGACGUUCAUCGAUAGAGACUUCGGUGAACCGUCAAAGGUUGGUAAAGAUUGGAUCAAUAUGUCGAAUGAUCAGGUCGGUGAGUUGAAAGAUAAGAAGCACCAACAUUGGCCGAUAAAACGUGAAGCUGUUAUAGAAGGAGAUUUGGUUUUGGGAGGUUUGAUGAUGGUGCACGAAAGAUCUGACAAUAUGACGUGCGGUCCUGUAAUGCCUCAAGGAGGAGUCCAGGCUUUGGAGACAAUGCUGUAUACGCUAGAUUAUAUUAACAAUAAACUGAAACUGAUACCAGGAGUGGUCCUUGGAGCUCAUAUUCUAGACGACUGUGAUAAGGAUACUUAUGGGUUGGAAAUGGCCGUUGAUUUUAUAAAAGGUUCUAUUAGCAACAUCGAUGAUGCCGAAUAUGCUUGCAACGCUACAGCUGUCCGCAAGGUGAUAUCUGGCGUGGUAGGAGCGGCGUCAAGUGUUACAUCAGUGCAAGUGGCAAACCUGCUGCGACUUUUCAAGAUUCCACAGGUGUCUUUCUUCUCCACAUCCCCUGAGCUGUCCAACAAGGCUCGCUUCGAGUACUUCACACGGACAAUACCAUCAGACCUCCACCAGGUUCGAGCGAUGGUGGAAAUUGUAAAGAAACUGGGAUGGAGUUACGUGUCCAUCAUUUACGAAGAGUCAAGUUAUGGCAUCAAGGCUUUCGAAGAACUGGAGGCGUUGUUGGCAAGAAAUGGAAUUUGCAUCGCUGUUAAAGAGAAGUUGGUGAAAGAUUCCGGUGUGGCUGAUGAAAGGGCUUACGACGAGAUUGUACAAAAACUGCUGACUAAGCCACGCGCUAGAGGAGCCAUAAUCUUCGGCUCAGACCAGGAAGUAGCUGGAGUGAUGCGGGCAGUGGAACGAGGGAACGCUACCAGCUCCUUCAGCUGGGUGGGAUCCGAUGGCUGGAGCGCCAGGUCUUUGGUCUCCGAGGGGAAUGAGAGGGCAGUGGAGGGAACCAUCAGCGUGCAGCCUCAAGCCAACGACGUGAAAGGAUUCAAGGAGUAUUUUUUGGGCUUGAACGUGAAGAAUAACAAAAGGAAUCCUUGGUUUGUUGAGUUUUGGGAGGACCACUUCCAAUGCCGCUACCCUGGCAGUCCACGCACUCCGUACAACGGCCAGUACUCACACACCUGCUCCGGUCUAGAAAGACUUACUGACAAUAACACGGAGUUCGAGAGGCAACUGCAGUUCGUCUCGGAUGCGGUUAUGGCGUUUGCUUACGCGAUACGGGACAUGCAUGGCGCUGUGUGUGCGGGCCGGCCCGGCCUGUGCGAUGCGAUGCGACCCGCCAGUGGCGCCGACCUCCUCAGAUACCUUAGGAAAGUCAACUUUAUUGGACUCAGCGAGGACGAGUUCCACUUCGACAGCAACGGCGACGGACCAGCUCGAUACAACAUCCUGCACUUCAAGCAGGUGACCCGCGGCGUGUACCGUUGGGAGAAUGUGGGACAGUAUCUGGAUGGGGAGCUACAGCUUAACCUUGAUAAAAUACAGUUUAAAUGGGGGGAGCGGCGUCCUCCCGAAUCGGUCUGUAGUGCGGAGUGCGAGCUGGGACAGGCCAAGCAGUACGUAGAAGGAGAAAGCUGCUGUUGGCACUGCUUUAACUGCACGCAAUACGAGAUAAGAUCUCCGUACGUAGAGACCGCGUGUAUGGUGUGUCCACGGGGAACACUUCCUGACCCAACUAGGACUCAGUGCCGCCAAAUCCCUGAAGCCUAUUUGAGACCAGAUUCUGCCUGGGCUAUUGGAGCUAUGUCGUUCUCUUCUGUUGGCAUUUUACUAACCGCGUUCGUCUGCGGAGUCUGGGUGCGUCAUAGUUCCACUCCUGUUGUGCGUGCGAGUGGAAGAGAGCUAUCUUACGUCCUACUCGCCGGCAUACUCAUGUGCUACUUGGUAACCUUUGCGUUGGUCUUCAGGCCUACUGAUAUCCUGUGCUCCAUACAGAGAUUCGGCACCGGUUUCUGCUUCACUGUGGUAUACGCUGCUCUCCUCACGAAGACCAACAGAAUCUCCCGGAUCUUCAACGCCAGCAAGCACUCGGCUAAGCGCCCAAUACUCAUAUCACCGAGCUCGCAGCUCGCUAUCUGCGCUGCGCUGGUUUCCAUACAGGUCCUGAUCGUGGUAGUAUGGAUGAUAGUAGCACCAGCUCGCGCCAUGUUCCACUACCCCACCAGGGAGGACAACAUGCUGGUGUGCGACUCUUACGUGGACGCGUCCUAUAUGAUCGCAUUUUUCUAUCCAAUCGUGCUGAUCCUAGUGUGCACCGUGUAUGCUGUGCUGACCAGGAAGAUUCCGGAGGCUUUUAACGAGAGCAAACAUAUUGGCUUCACGAUGUACACGACGUGUGUGAUCUGGCUCGCGUUCGUGCCGCUGUACUUCGGCACCGCCAGCCACGUCCCGCUGCGCGUCACCAGCAUGGCAGUCACCAUCUCGCUCAGCGCCAGCGUCACGCUCAUCUGCUUAUUCUCACCCAAGCUGUACAUAAUCCUGAUCCGUCCGGAGCGGAACGUGCGCCAGAGCAUCAUGCCGGUGCGGUACAGCCGCAAACCGCCGCCGACGCACGCCGUCACCACACAGAACAAGAAACCACCAUGCGCAGACAAAGAAACCCAGACCGAUCCAGCAGACUUCAAACUUUCAAAUGGACGGGUCGUUGAAGCAGAGAAGGAGAAACCAAAAGAGAAAGCAAAAGACGAGAAACAAGAAACGAAACCCGCUCCCAACAACAUCAACGAUGCUUCCAUUCCAGCAGUUAAAGAGAGGAACGUAACUUUAUAGCAAAGAUUUUCUUCCAAAUCUCUCAAUGAGGCAAACGUGAGAGAUAAAAUUGUUUUAAAGAAGAAGAGUUGCUCAUGCAGGAUGAAAGAACGGAAACCAGUUAUAGUGUAAUGUAUACAUUUACCGUAUUUUUAUAGAACUUGCAGAUUGUGUGAAAUUAUGAAUUACCUGUUGGGUAACUUUUGAAUUAUUCAGGAGAAGUAAAUAAUAAGAAUUCACCUGAGUCAAAAUCAUGGGGAAAUAUUUUGUUGUAACCGCAAGUUCUAUCAAAAAACACUGUUGGGUAGACCGCUUUCGAUGUACAUAUUUAUCAUUGUAGCCAUCGCUUGCCAAAUGUCUGACAUAGUCGUGUACAUAUCGAAGUACAUAUUAAAUGACUUCCUGACGAUAUUUUUCUUCAAUAUAGUUUAAGGGGAGAAAUUUCGUAUGGAACAAGGAAGGCUGAAGAUUUUAACGAUUUUAAAAAUAAUAAUCGUAGUCGAAUAUUAAAGGACUGUGAUUUAAAUUUUUUCUGUAUAUAAAUUUGUAUAUAAUUCCCAUCAUAUCCUUAUGUAUAUAUUAAUCUUGUAUAUACACAUACGAAUGAAGACGUAUAGUGAUCUUUAUUGUACAUAGGAAUUUGGACUUAAGGCAUAAGAUUUAAGGUUGACUUUGAUAUACCUAUCAUAAUCUAAUAUCAUGUAUUUUAGUUUAAGGUAAACAUUUUCAGGGUAGAGCUUUGAGCCAGGACAUUGGGGACAUAAACGUUAAAAAAUAUUUUAUUUGAGACAAUUUAAAUUCUCAGAUACAGUAACAAUAAGAUUUUUGCCUGUAUAGUUAACAGCUUUCGCCUUGUGCGAUCUUGAUAUUUUUAAAUUGCGUAGCGCAAUGGCGAUUAGGAAGCUUUAACUAGAUUAAAUAAGUAAUAGAACCAUUAUUUAAAAGGCUUUUCGCAGUAUAUUAUCUAUGUAAAAAUUUAAUUAAUUAAUUAUAAUCAUGAAGCAUAGAUAUAGUGAUCCUUAUAAAACGCAAAAUCUAUGAAUGUCUGCAAUGAAGCUGUUAAAUCAUUUUAUUGUUUCAUAGAUUUUAGGUGUUAUAAAAGUUGUUUGUUUAGAAUAGCAGACAGAUAUUUAUAGAUUUUGGAUUUUUUUUAAUUCUAAUAAAUUUAGAGAUAAUGUUAAAUAUUAUUUAAACUGUCUCCAUUGUCUUGCUCUCCCUGUGAAUGUUUAAGAAUAAAAUAAUAUCAUAGUGUAAUCAUAUUGUUAAGUAAUCCUAAUAAAAUGUUUUGAUGUUU